AUGGACUUAGUGAGGGACGCUUUUCCAGGCCGAGUUAUCUCUCGUUUUGGCGAUUUGCCUUGGCCUGCAAGAUCACCCGAUUUGACCAGUCCAGACUUCUUUCUUUGGGGUUUUUUGAAAUCUCGGGUGUAUGUGAACAAGCAACAGACUCUCGCAGCUCUAAAAGAAAACAUUCGUCAAGAAAUAACGAACAUAUCGCAGGAAGUGUUACGGCAAGUUAUGCAAAAUGUCAUAAAUAGGGCUCAAAUGUGUAUCAACUGUGGAGGUCACCAUUUAAAAGACAUCAUCUUUAAAUCCUAA
This is a messenger RNA of Danaus chrysippus (African queen), 300 nucleotides long. NCBI's taxonomy places the organism in Eukaryota, Metazoa, Arthropoda, Insecta, Lepidoptera, Nymphalidae. The record is from the annotation of a GenBank genome assembly.